Spea bombifrons (plains spadefoot toad) is the source of this 3780-nucleotide messenger RNA. It is a transcript of the gene ATP1A3, whose product is annotated as ATPase Na+/K+ transporting subunit alpha 3. NCBI's taxonomy places the organism in Eukaryota, Metazoa, Chordata, Amphibia, Anura, Pelobatidae. Gene Ontology annotation, cellular component: membrane. Gene Ontology annotation, biological process: intracellular sodium ion homeostasis; potassium ion import across plasma membrane; sodium ion export across plasma membrane. Gene Ontology annotation, molecular function: ATP hydrolysis activity; P-type sodium:potassium-exchanging transporter activity; ATP binding. The coding region runs from base 245 to 3322 and encodes 1025 amino acids. The record is from RefSeq and is a predicted model, not a curated record. The transcript has 23 exons.
GGGGAGAGAGAGGGAGCGGGAGGGAUGUGAGAGGACAGCAGCCUCCCUGAGCACAGAGCUGAUUCCUGUUCAUCGUCAGCUGCCUCUACCUCUCCUCCUCUCUCUUUUUUCUCUCUUCCCCUCUUUCUUUUUUCUUUCUCUCUCUCUCUCUGUCUCCUUCCCACCUCUCUGGGGCUCGGUCUCUGUCCCACCACUUCCCUGAGGAGGAUUCCGGCCACAUCUGUUCCCUGCCUGGAAAAAAGACAUGGGGUACGGCCGGUCAGACAGUUACCGCGUGGCCACCACGCAGGACAAUAAGGAUGACAACUCCCCUAAGAAGGGCAAGGGGGUGCAGAAAAAAGAAAUGGACGAACUCAAGAAAGAGGUGGCCAUGACGGAGCACAAAAUGUCGGUGGAGGAAGUGUGCCGGAAAUAUAACACGGACUGUGUGCAGGGAUUGACGCUGAGUAAAGCAGCAGAGAUUCUGGCUCGAGAUGGUCCCAAUGCACUCACGCCACCCCCCACAACACCCGAGUGGAUAAAGUUUUGUCGUCAGCUGUUCGGAGGAUUCUCAAUUCUUCUAUGGAUUGGGGCUAUCCUCUGCUUUCUGGCUUACGGCAUCCUGGCUGGCACAGAAGAUGAUCCCUCGAGAGACAAUCUAUAUCUGGGCAUUGUCCUUGCUGCGGUCGUGAUUAUCACUGGCUGCUUCUCUUAUUACCAGGAGGCCAAAAGUUCUAAAAUUAUGGAAUCCUUCAAAAACAUGGUGCCCCAGCAAGCCCUGAUUAUCCGUGAAGGUGAAAAGAUGCAGCUUAACGCCGAGGAGGUUGUGGUUGGCGACCUGGUAGAAGUUAAGGGUGGAGACAGAGUGCCAGCCGACCUUCGCAUUAUAUCUGCCCAUGGCUGCAAGGUUGAUAACUCUUCCUUGACAGGUGAAUCUGAGCCCCAGACAAGGUCACCUGAUUGCACUCAUGAUAACCCUCUCGAGACGCGAAAUAUCGCUUUCUUCUCUACUAACUGCGUUGAAGGUACGGCUCGUGGAGUGGUGGUCGCCACAGGAGACAGGACUGUGAUGGGUCGCAUUGCCACCCUGGCUUCUGGUCUGGAAGUUGGGAAGACCCCAAUUGCCAAAGAGAUUGAACAUUUCAUUCAACUUAUCACCGGCGUGGCUGUCUUCUUGGGAAUCAGCUUCUUCAUCCUCUCGCUCAUUCUGGGAUACUCCUGGCUUGAAGCCGUCAUCUUCCUUAUCGGCAUCAUCGUGGCUAAUGUCCCGGAAGGUCUGCUGGCAACUGUGACUGUCUGUUUGACUCUGACUGCCAAGCGCAUGGCCCGGAAGAACUGCCUGGUGAAGAACUUAGAAGCCGUGGAGACGCUGGGAUCCACGUCUACCAUCUGCUCUGACAAGACCGGGACCCUCACACAGAACCGUAUGACUGUGGCCCACAUGUGGUUCGACAACCAGAUCCACGAGGCAGACACCACAGAGGAUCAGUCAGGCGCAUCAUUUGAUAAGAGUUCUCCUACUUGGGUGGCCUUAGCUCGGAUUGCUGCUCUGUGCAACCGCGCCGCCUUCAAAGCAGGAAACGAUAACAUUCCCAUACUGAAGAGGGACGUUGCAGGUGACGCUUCUGAGUCUGCUCUCCUAAAGUGCAUUGAAUUGUCCUGCGGGUCGGUGAAACUCAUGAGAGAGAAGAACAAGAAGGUGGCGGAGAUUCCAUUCAACUCUACCAACAAGUAUCAGUUAUCCAUCCACGAGACUGAGGACCCCAACGAUAACCGCUAUCUGCUGGUCAUGAAGGGAGCCCCAGAGAGGAUUCUGGAAAACUGUUCCACCAUUUUAAUCCAAGGAAAGGAACAGCCAUUGGACGACGAGCUUAAAGAGGCCUUCCAAAAUGCCUACUUGGAACUGGGUGGCCUGGGAGAAAGGGUGCUGGGAUUCUGCCACUAUUACUUCCCCGAGGAGCUGCAUCCCAAGGGCUUUGCUUUUGAUACAGAGGACCUUAACUUCAGCACCGAGAACCUUUGCUUUGUUGGUCUCAUGUCCAUGAUUGACCCUCCCAGGGCAGCCGUGCCAGACGCCGUGGGGAAAUGCCGAAGUGCAGGAAUCAAGGUGAUUAUGGUAACUGGUGACCAUCCCAUUACAGCCAAAGCUAUUGCCAAAGGAGUUGGGAUUAUUUCUGAGGGUAACGAGACUGUGGAGGAUAUCGCAGCCAGACUUAAUAUCCCUGUCAGCCAAGUGAAUCCCAGGGAUGCCAAGGCCUGUGUAAUUCACGGGACAGAUUUGAAGGACAUGGGCACAGAGCAGAUGGACGAGAUCCUGCAGAAUCACACAGAGAUUGUGUUUGCCCGCACCUCGCCUCAGCAGAAGCUCAUCAUUGUGGAAGGCUGCCAACGCCAGGGGGCUAUUGUUGCAGUCACAGGUGAUGGUGUCAACGACUCCCCGGCUCUGAAGAAGGCAGACAUUGGGGUGGCCAUGGGUAUCGCCGGUUCAGAUGUCUCGAAACAGGCAGCGGACAUGAUUCUCCUGGAUGAUAAUUUUGCUUCCAUUGUCACAGGAGUGGAAGAAGGGCGCCUUAUCUUCGACAACCUGAAGAAGUCCAUCGCCUACACCCUGACAAGUAACAUCCCAGAGAUUACGCCUUUCCUACUCUUCAUCAUGGCCAAUAUCCCACUGCCUCUGGGUACCAUCACCAUCCUGUGCAUUGAUCUGGGUACCGACAUGGUUCCUGCUAUCUCUCUCGCUUAUGAAGCUGCUGAAAGCGACAUCAUGAAGAGGCAGCCUAGAAACCCUCGCACAGACAAACUGGUCAACGAGAGGCUGAUCAGCAUGGCGUACGGGCAAAUCGGUAUGAUCCAGGCUCUGGGCGGCUUCUUCGCAUAUUUCGUAAUUCUAGCAGAAAAUGGUUUCCUUCCAUCUCAUCUGGUUGGAAUCCGAUUAAACUGGGAUGAUAGGACCUGCAAUGAUCUGGAAGACAGCUACGGACAGCAAUGGACAUACGAACAACGAAAGAUUGUGGAGUUCACAUGCCACACGGCCUUCUUCGUCAGUAUCGUGGUGGUGCAGUGGGCAGAUGUCGUUAUUUGCAAGACCAGAAGAAAUUCUGUGUUCCAGCAGGGCAUGAAGAAUAAGAUCCUCAUCUUUGGUCUGUUUGAGGAAACAGCUCUGGCGGCGUUCUUGUCUUAUUGCCCCGGAAUGGACAUUGCAUUGAGAAUGUACCCUCUAAAACCCAGCUGGUGGUUCUGUGCCUUCCCAUACAGCUUCCUCAUCUUUAUAUACGAUGAGAUCCGAAAACUCAUCCUUAGAAGACACCCAGGAGGUUGGGUAGAAAAAGAGUCUUACUAUUAAGUUCCGAGAAAUCUCCUAGACCUGGAUCCUCGUCGACCUAUUAACCCUGCCCCGAAUAAAGAAAAAAAAAGAAAUAAAAAAAAUAAACAAAUAAAAAUAAAUCCAAACAAAGUUCCCUAAAAAAAAAACCCCAUCAACUAACAGUGGUUAACAAAGAAUGCAAUGUCCGGUAUAGAACCCACUCUCCAGCUUUCUGUUCCAGAUUCCAUUUUGGUUCUUUUUUUCAACUCAUUUCUCUCCCCUCCUUUUUCUGUAAAAUUAUAAAUAUAUAUAUAUAUUAUAUAUAAAUAUAAAUAGAACCAGGUUUUUUUUUUUUUUUGCGCUUUGUUGUUUUUUUUUUUUUAUGUUUAUUUUAUUUUUAAUGAUAUAAUAUAAAAGGAGGGGGAGAGAGAAGGAAAGAGAGGACACUAGAAAGAGUGAUUUAAGAGCUAAAUAAAAGACGCGAAACGGGGAGAAAA